UUCACUUUCCUUUAGCCUAUUCCUAUUUCUAUAUAUUCAUAGUCUCACACACACAAACCCAUUUGUCUCAUAACCAUGGAGUUUCCAAGAACCAAAAGCCUUUGUUUCUUCUUCUUCUUCACGGCCCUCCUCUCUUUCUCAACCAUCUCCGACGCACGGAGGUUCGGAGUCGGAGGUAGCGGCGCGUGGGUUCCAAAUCCCCCGGAAGAUUAUGGAUCUUGGGCUGGAAAAAGCCGUUUCCUAGUACACGACACUCUCUAUUUUAACUACGCCAAGGGAGCUGACUCGGUUCUAGAGGUCAGCAAGGCUGACUACGACGGAUGUAACAGCAAGAACCCGAUCAAGAAAGCUGACGACGGAAACUCUGAGAUCUCGCUUGAUCGCUCUGGUCCGUUUUACUUCAUCAGCGGUAAUGAAGAUAACUGUAAGAAGGGACAGAAGCUUGCCGUCGUUGUCUUGUCUGUCAGAACUUCGACUCCGCCUCCUCAAGCCUCCACGCCGGGAAACUCUCCGCCAGGAUCAAUGCCACCUAAGUCUUCUUCUUCCCCUGUUUCUCCGGCUACUUCUCCACCGGCGCCUAUGCCACCUAAAUCAUCCUCCCCCGUUUCUCCGUCCUCUGCUCCGGUGACUUCUCCGCCGGGAUCCAUGUCACCUAAGUCCUCAUCCCCUGUUUCUCCGUCCUCUGCUCCGAUGACUUCUCCGCCGGGAUCUAUGUCACCUGAGUCUUCUUCCCCUGUUUCUCCGAUGACUUCUCCUCCAUCACCUCCGUCCUCUGCUCCGGGUUCUUCACCGUCGGGAUCAAUGGCACCAAAAUCUUCUUCCGCCGUUUCUCCGUCUCUGGCUCCGGAAGGAUCUCCUUCCUCUAUUGCUUCUUCGCCGUCGGGGAUGGGUCCCUCAGGAGACGCUCCGUCAGGUUCGGAUAUGGGUCCCUCUGGAGAUGGACCGUCAAGCUCCGGUGAUAUCAAUUCGCCGGCGGAAGCUCCAGGCUCGAAAAAAUCCUCUGCGAAUGGCAUGGCCGUUAAGUCGGUAACUACAGUUUUAAGUCUGGUUUUAACCAUAUUGAUGUCAGCUUAAUAACACUUUUGAGGCUAGAGAUUCAUGUCGGAAUUGAUUUUCUCUAUUCUAUUGUUCUAGCUUCAUUUUAGUCUCUGCUUCUUCUUUUGUUAAUUGGUUAUGUCAGAAUAGUUUGAUAAUUUGGAUUGUUGUAAUAAAUAAUAGACACGAUAUUGUGCUAAACAUGAUCAUUCUAGUUACACAAACACAUGAUAAAUUCUAAUUAAGAGUGUA
Molecule: messenger RNA, 1287 nt
Organism: Brassica oleracea var. oleracea
Lineage: Eukaryota; Viridiplantae; Streptophyta; Magnoliopsida; Brassicales; Brassicaceae
Product: early nodulin-like protein 2
Exons: 2
Coding region: 76-1074 (332 amino acids)
Cellular component (GO): plasma membrane
Molecular function (GO): electron transfer activity
Source: RefSeq, a predicted model, not a curated record